AUGUGUUGUCAUACUACAACAACCACUACACAGUUUCCAACAAAAAUAACAACAAUAGCACAUACAACAGAAACACCAUCCAUCCCCCCAAAAUAUCCAAUUGAGAAAAACUGUGACCAUGAACAUCCUCCAAGACAGAACGGUGACAGCUGGAAACAUAACCAGUGCACCAACGGAACAUGCGCCAACGGGAAAGUUAUUAAUGAGCAUGUACAUUGUGAGACUCCGAAGCCAAUAGCAUGUGAAAAUAACUAUCCUCCGAUCAAAGUGUAUGACGAAUCUGGAUGUUGUUUCCACUAUGAGUGUCAAUGUAUCUGCUAUGGUUGGGGAGACCCUCACUAUGUCACCUUUGAUGGAACAUACUAUGGCUUCCAAGGAAAUUGUUCUUACGUCUUGGUCAAAGAAAUCCUGCCAAAGUACAACUUCAGUGUUGUAAUCGACAAUUACUAUUGUGAUGCCCCAGAUGGACUUUCCUGCCCUCAGUCUCUGACAAUUUAUUACCAAUCUUACAAGAUAUUCAUGACCAAGAAGGACGUUGAUGGAGUUUUCACAAGUCUGAUCUAUGUAAACCAGCAACGCAUCAUCCCAGCAUAUGAGACCAAGGACUUCCGCAUCACAGACAACGGAAUUGGGACCCUUUUAGUCAUACCAGCAAUUAAUGCCAAGGUGUCUUUCACUGGUCUUAUGUUUAGCAUAUACCUGCCCUGGGACAAGUUCAGUGGCAACACUGAGGGACAGUGUGGUACAUGUGACAACAACCGGACAGAUGACUGCCGCUUGCCAGAUGGAACUAUCGAGUCAUCUUGUCCAGACAUGGCACACCAAUGGCAUGUUGCCAGUGCACACCACCACCACCAGAGCUGACACCAACACAACCACCAGGCUGCGAUCCACCCAUUUGUCAUCUCAUUCAAAGCAAGGUCUUUGAGAGUUGCCAUAAGAUAAUCCCCUAUGAGCCAUUCCUUGUGGCAUGUAUCUUUGAUGUGUGCCAUAUGGAUGAUGUUACCAUUGGCUGCACCAGCUUGCAGACCUAUGCUGAUGCAUGUGCACAAGCAGGAGUCUGUAUUGAGUGGAGAAAUUAUACAAAUGGACAAUGUGACUUCACAUGCGAGAAACCCAAGGUUUAUAAUGCCUGCGGUCCACAAGUUGAACCAACCUGUAAUGCCUGGUACAAUUUUAAAUUCAUCCAGACUCAAAAUGAGUUCAGCGUCAUGGGAGAUAUACAAUUGGAGGGAUGCUAUUGCCCUCCUGGUACCACUUUGAUGAGUUCCAGCUCAAACUACUGUAUCCCCAGCUGUGGUAAGAAUGAUCAAAUAACAGC
Messenger RNA from Oncorhynchus mykiss (rainbow trout), 1321 nucleotides. The record is from RefSeq and is a predicted model, not a curated record. Lineage: Eukaryota; Metazoa; Chordata; Actinopteri; Salmoniformes; Salmonidae.